AGAAGAUGGUGCCAUACGACUACAACCGGGUGGUGCUGGACAUGCUGCCGGCCGAGCCGGAGCCCGUCGACGAGGCCGAGUCCGACUACAUCAACGCUUCCUACGUGGACAGCUUGCUGAAGCCGAACGCCUACAUCGUGACACAGGGCCCCAACGAACGCACGCUCAACGACCUCUGGCGCAUGGUCUGGAAGGAGAACUCGCCCUGCAUCGUCAUGCUCACUAAGACGUUCGACUUUAUCAAGGUGAUGUGCGUCCAGUACUGGCCCGUGCUGGUGGACAAGGAGGAGACGUACGGCGACAUCGUCGUCACCGUGCUCAAGGAGGAACAGCUGGCCAACUUCGUCAUCCGCACCAUCCGGCUGAACAAGGACGACCAGGAGCGGACCGUGCUGCAGUUCCACUACACCGAGUGGCCGUGCCACUCGUGCCCCUUCUCCAACGCCAUUCUGGAGUUCCGGCGACGGAUCCGCAUCUGCCUGCGUCACCGCACGCCCGACCUCGACGGACCCAUCGUGGUGCACUGCAGGUCGUCGAUCGUGCCGACCAAUUACCGCGCGGGCGGGGCAUCGGCCGACGACCGCGACGCGUGCUGA
Messenger RNA from Pollicipes pollicipes, 596 nucleotides. Its product is annotated as receptor-type tyrosine-protein phosphatase kappa-like. Gene Ontology annotation, molecular function: protein tyrosine phosphatase activity. Gene Ontology annotation, biological process: protein dephosphorylation. Lineage: Eukaryota; Metazoa; Arthropoda; Thecostraca; Pollicipedomorpha; Pollicipedidae. The transcript has 6 exons. The coding region runs from base 6 to 596 and encodes 196 amino acids. The record is from RefSeq and is a predicted model, not a curated record.